Macrosteles quadrilineatus (aster leafhopper) is the source of this 1449-nucleotide messenger RNA. RefSeq names its product CD2 antigen cytoplasmic tail-binding protein 2 homolog (gene holn1). The transcript has a single exon. The record is from RefSeq and is a predicted model, not a curated record. The coding region runs from base 326 to 1357 and encodes 343 amino acids. Gene Ontology annotation, cellular component: U5 snRNP. NCBI's taxonomy places the organism in Eukaryota, Metazoa, Arthropoda, Insecta, Hemiptera, Cicadellidae. Gene Ontology annotation, molecular function: protein binding.
GUGUCAAAGAGAGUUUGUUAAGGUUAUGUGAAUUGUGUAUUUGUUUUCCCUAAAGGUUUUCAAAUGUUAGGCAUUUAAAAUUUUAUGAAAUGAUAACUUCCGUUCUUCCCUAAGUUGUGAGUUAGAUCUUUAUUAAGAUUAGUAGAUUGUAAUAAUAAAUCAGACACUAUCUAGGCAUUUGAUAAAACUGACCCCGAGAACCUGAACUGAAUCACUUAUCUCAAUUUUUAAUUAAGAGAUAAUUCUUACCUUUAAAAAUACUUUACGUUUUUAAAAACCAUCAUUUAUACAACCAAGACAGAUAGGCUUAAAUUCAAUUGUAGCUAUGUCGUCUAAACGUAAACUUGAUGAAAUGCUUGAAACAGAGUCUAAACGUAAACUAGAUGAAAUGCUUGAAACGGAUUGGAGAAGCAAACCCAUUCAAGAGACAAAACAUUCUUUGGAUUCUGAUGAAGAUGAUGAUGAUAAUGGAAAAGCUUAUGACAUUCUUGAUGAUGAACAGAUCGAAGGUCAAGAAGAUGGUGUUGCUGGAUUUGAAGGUGGUAUUCAGAUUACACCUUUUAAUAUGAAAGAGGAAAUGGAAGAAGGCCACUUUGACACAGACGGUAUGUAUCAUUGGAAGAAAGAUGAGAAAUUAAUCAAGGAUAAUUGGCUGGAAAAUAUUAACUGGGCAAAAAUUCACACAAAGAAAGAAAAAGACAGUGAACUUCAAGAUGAUGACAGUAAUGACUUGCCGUCUAGUGCCCCUAAGAAAUUUGAUGAUAUUUCUGUUUACAAGGAGAUGCUACCUUUUAUGAAACCCAAGGAAACAGUAUCAAAAACUCUUCGAAGACUCGCUGGCAAUAAAACAGUGUCUACUGCAGAAAGAUGGAAACGCAAGAAAGCAGGAAUCGACUCAACAAAGGAAGAAGAGGAGUCAAAAGAAAGAGUUUCCAAGUUAACUGAAUUAGCUAACAAGAUACUUCAAAAUCUUGGUAAUAUGGAUGUUUAUCAAGAAUCGUAUGAGUAUAUAUUAGAAAAAGUAGAAGCAGCCUCCAAGAAGGAAAGUGCAGCGAAGGCACCAGAGCUUGACAUGUAUGCUGAUGAUUUUGAUUCAAAAGAAAAGGAAAGGCUAGAUACAAAGGAGUCAGGGAUGGAGUCUAAAACAGAACCAGCUAAACCUCCAGAAGACUCUGGUGAUGUAACUUGGGAAUAUAAACUAGAGAAAGAAAGUGCAGAAAUAAGUGGACCCCAUACAUCUGAGCAGAUGUUAAAAUGGACAGAAGAUGGGACUUUCAAGAGUGAAGUAUGGGUCCGUAAGUGUGGGCAGAAUGAGUUUUACAGUUCAAGAAGAAUCGAUUUUGAUUUGUACAUUUAAACACACUUUAACUGACUGUAGAUGAGAACUAUUAAAUAGCCUACUGUACAUCUUAUUAUGCUUUGUAAGUAAAUACUAACUAUUCAACCCUU